Molecule: messenger RNA, 1914 nt
Organism: Umbelopsis ramanniana AG
Lineage: Eukaryota; Fungi; Mucoromycota; Umbelopsidomycetes; Umbelopsidales; Umbelopsidaceae
Exons: 7
Coding region: 13-1803 (596 amino acids)
Biological process (GO): trehalose catabolic process
Molecular function (GO): alpha,alpha-trehalase activity
Source: RefSeq, a predicted model, not a curated record
CUUGCGGUGACAAUGAGAAAACUUUUACUGCUAGCUAUUACCCAAUCAUUCAUUUUCGCGACUACAGCAAAAACUUACAAAACAUGCGACUCGCCUAUUUACUGUGAAGGACCUCUGCUUCGCGCCGUCCAACUCUCCAAUAUUUUCACGGACUCCAAAACCUUUGUAGAUAGGCCUACUGCGAAGCCUGUUAACGAAGUGUUGGAUGCGUUCAACAAGCUUGGGAAAAAUCCAUCAAAAGCCGAUAUACGGAUGUUUGUUGACGAAAAUUUCUUGGAGACUGGAAUGGAGCUUUCCCAGGUAGUGAUGGAAUCAAAACAAGACCUUGCCAUUCUGAAAUCCAUCCAGGACCCAUCGUACCGAGUUUGGAUGAGUGAUCUGAAUAACUAUUGGUCUAAUCUCACAUACAGUUUCAAUACCACUUUUCUGUGUGAUGGAUGCUCUAGUAGUAUCUUACCUACCAAACGUCCCUUUGUUGUUCCAGGCGGACGAUUCCGUGAAUUCUACUACUGGGACAGCUACUUCGUAAUUGAGGGACUUUUGUACAGCGAACUGGAUCAUACUGCCAAGGGUAUGAUUGAAAACUUUCUAGACUUCGUGGAAGCUUACGGAUUUUUGCCAAAUGGUGCACGUAUAUACUACUUGAAUAGGUCACAGCCGCCAUUCCUAGUACGUAUGGUGAAACGCUAUCUCGAAUUUAUGGACGAUCAGGAACUGCUAGCACGAGCAUUGCCAAUUCUGGACACUGAAUAUGAGUUUUGGAUGAAAAACACCACCGUCGAGAUCGUUGACUCUGGGAGUGGAGAGAAACACUAUCUUAACCGCUAUAACGUGGAAUAUCCAUAUCCUCGCCCAGAAGCCUAUUACGAAGAUUGGCACACUGCACAUCUGGAUUUAAAUAUGACGGAAAACGAUAGAAUUAAUCUAUAUUCUGAUCUGGCAACAGGAGCAGAGACUGGAUGGGAUUACUCUUCACGUUGGCUUCGCAACAAAAAGUUUGAUGGAAACUCACAGUUUGAUCUUCUCAAGUCACUCAACACACGCGCGAUCAUUCCAGUUGAACUGAAUUCUCUUCUCUACGACAUGGAGGUUCAAUUGGCUCAAUGGAAUACAGGGAAGAAGAAGGCAUACUAUGAACGCAGAGCUGAACAGCGUUUGAACAGCAUGGACAAAUUGUUGUGGAAUGACGAAAAGUUCUCGUUCUUUGAUUUCAAUUUGACCAGUCAAGCUCAACAGGUUGAAUUUACUCCAUCGAACUAUUUCCCAUUUUGGUUGGGAGCUGUUCCUGAACGUGUUGCAAAUGAUAGUGUAAAGUUAGCAAAUGUGUUUGAAGAACUUACGCAUGUUUUAAAUCUAUACCCUGGCAUCCUUACUACCACCUUAGUGGAAACCGGGCUUCAAUGGGAUUUACCAAACGGAUGGCCACCACUUCAAUAUGUUACUCUGCAUGCUCUUUUGAAUGUCCAUAAGCGGAUUACCCAAAAUGGAUAUUCCCAAGAUCUGAGCGACAAGGUGGAUUCGUUGAAGACAGUUGCAAAGGAUUUGGCGGAACGAUACGUUGAGUCUGGCUUCUGCGGCUGGUGGGCCACUGGAGGUACCAUCCCCGGCUAUAUAUCGAAUCUUGGUCAUUCGACCGAUACAGGCCAUAUGUUUGAAAAGUUUAAUGUAACAGUCAUUGGUAGAUCGGGUGGCGGCGGUGAAUAUCGGCCACAGAUGGGUUUUGGAUGGACCAACUCAAUUGCAUUUUGGAUUUUUGCCCACUUUCAGGACUUGCGUGCUCCUAAUUGUACCAUGGCAAUAUAGCCUAUUAGAUACAUGCAUUCCCAUUUUUCUCGACGGCUUUUUCAAAAGCUUUCAUCUCAUAAAAAAAAAAGUUGGAACAUUUAUUUCUAAGCCAAUAUCAUUUGAAACCGC